AUGAAAAGAGUGACCCAGGCGUGUGACGCCAGUAUGUCUCGUAGACGUAGCAUGAACACAAGACCUUCUGUUCACUGGUGGAACGACCAUAUCAGCGCCCUUCGUAAAGAGUGUCAUCAGAAGAGAAGAAUAUCUCAGCGUGGCUACCGACGCCCUAACUCUGCAGAGCUGGUCGCAGAGUACAAAAAAGCCCAUCGAUCCCUGAAUAAAGCCAUCAAACCUCGAUAA
Molecule: messenger RNA, 228 nt
Organism: Cotesia congregata
Lineage: Eukaryota; Metazoa; Arthropoda; Insecta; Hymenoptera; Braconidae
Source: the annotation of a GenBank genome assembly